Messenger RNA from Rhizophagus irregularis DAOM 181602=DAOM 197198, 3771 nucleotides. Lineage: Eukaryota; Fungi; Glomeromycota; Glomeromycetes; Glomerales; Glomeraceae. The record is from RefSeq and is a predicted model, not a curated record.
AUGGGACAUUGGACAGUUUAUGAAAGUAUACUUAAUUCAGAGUAUACUAUUACAAAAAUGAAACUUAAAGAGAAUCAAGGAGAAAAUUUGGAUAAACUAUUAAGGAAUAUGGGAAUUUCGCACAAAAUGUCGAAAGAAUAUUUUCCCGCCAUGGACGUAGAAGUCGCGAAUCGCUUAGCCGAAAUGAUAAAUUCAGAAGGUCCAAAAUAUAAAUUCGACAUACCAUUAUAUGAUGGUUGGGCGAAAUUUUAUGGAUAUAAGCUUCCAACAUUUUCUGCAAGUGAUGCUGUAUAUGGACUAAUAACCUUACUGAAAACUAAGCCGUCCGCUUCAAUUGAAUUUGGAGUUGAAAUUCAAUGGGUAAAUGAUUUUAAUGGAAGAUUUGAGUGGCUGAAUAAUUUUCAUACUGCUCUUGAUGCCUUGGACAGAUUUUUUCAAAUUAAUAAAAUGUUAAAACGACGUAUUCAUUAUGACUAUGAGACAAUCAUAAGUAAUUCAGAUUCGAAAGAUGAAAUUGAAUUGCCAAAGAAACAAAAGGCUGUUGAUUUUAAACUAACGUCUACCGAGCUAAAAGUCGCUGAAAGACCUGAUGUUGGAUUACGUGGUAAAUCUGUCGAUUUAAAGUGCAACUACCUUAAAAUAAAUACUUUGCCUAACGUAGAUAUCCAUCAUUACAAAUUUUCGGUUAGACCGUGUAUCAAAAAACCGAAAGCGCUAUUUAAAAUUUUUUCUCGAAUGUGUUUGGAUAAUGUAUUUGGUCCUGUACAUCCUGUUUUCGAUGGGAAAGAAGCUAUAUAUUCGCCUUCACAUUUAAAUAUUAACGCAAUUAAUGAAGAUGGUGAAAUUUACGUUGCGCUACCACGUGAUGAAAAACACGAAGAAAUUCGUACUUAUAACGCAAGAAUUGAAAAAGUUCAAAUAAUCAAUUUCAGAUUACUUCAAGAUUAUAUCAAUGGUCAAAGUCCACUUACAGGAGAAAUUUUAAACUGUAAUCAUGUUUUAAAUAUUAUUAUGAACUUUACUGCUCAUAAUAUGUUCAUUGUUGAUAUGGCAAGUGAAGAUUGGUCUGAUCAUAUGGCAAAAAAUCGAGUACCUGGAGCUAACCAAGGAUUUUGUCAAUCAAUGAGACCUGGAUGGGAAAAUAUGGUUAUUAAUGUCGAUUUUCAUGAUCCUAAUUUGAAGAUUCCGGCAGAAUCUUUAAUAAACGUCGUUGCAAAAAUACUAAAUAAAACAGAUGAAGAAUUGUUGUCCAAGACUUUGUCUGAAGAUGAAAUAAAGAAAUUAGAACGGACUUUAACCGGACUUCAGAUUAGAAUUGUACAUCGUGGUAACCCAAAAACAAAAUAUAUUAUCGAUGGUCUUUCAAAAGAAUUAACAAAAGAUAUCAAAUUUCGAGAUGAUAAAGGAUUUCUCGUAAAAGCUGUAGAUUUCUUUCCCCGAGAAUUCCAAUGGCCUCUUCGUUAUACGUUAUUGCCCUGUUUAAUUGUUAAAAAAAAAUUAUUUAUGCCAAUGGAUGUUUGUGAAGUUAUGCCAGGGCAAAAAUGGGAAUUUCAUCCCGAAGAUGAUAGUAUGCUUGGAAUGAUUAAAAUUUCAACGGAGAACCAAGCCCGUUUUCAACAUGUAGAAUCACGCGUUAAAAAUAUCUUAAAAUUUUUCAAUACCGAGAAUAUUAAAGAACUCGGAAUGGACAUUGAUAACCGCAUGAUGACAGUUAAUGGACGCGUUUUAAAUCCUCCUAUUAUUACAUGUGAUGAGGGUGGACAACAAACUGAAGUACAAACUGAAAAAGGACGAUGGACAUUCGAAAAUCAAGUCGUUAAAAUUGGAAAACCCUUAGAAAAUUGGUCUUUGGUCAUACUUUGUGGUGAACGCCACAAUCGGUUUGAUUCCAUUCAAGAGUUUCUUAAUCAAUUGUGUAAUAUGUUGAAUGAGAUUGGCUUGAACGUGAUUACUGUUCCGGAAGUUAUGUACGCUAAUAAACAAGGAAAUAUCGAGCAGGCAUUGGCAAUUGCGUAUCAAAAAGCUCAUAUCAACAAAAAAAUUUCACCACAAUUAAUUGUUUGUAUAAUGCCAACCCAUUCGAAACAACUUUAUUCAGAAAUAAAACGCGUUUCGGACACAGUUUUAGGAAUUCCAACUCAAUGUAUAACCGCAGAUAAAGUAACUUUUAAAUGGAAUAAGCAGUUGUUGGCAAAUAUUGGAUUGAAGAUUAAUGCAAAAUUAGGAGGACAUAAUUGGAGUUUAUCUAAGAGCGAUUUGAGUUUAAUAACAGAAGUUCCAACUAUGUUACUUGGAGCUGAUAUUUCUCAUCCAAACGUUUUGACUAAAGUAAAGCGUAGUAUUACGGGAAUGUGUGGUUCCAUGGAUUUGUCUGCGACAACUUAUAUUGGCCGCAGUAGCGUUCAAAAGGAAACACAUAAUCCGACUAUUGAGGUUCUCGAGGAAUUAGUCAGUGAAUUGUUAUUUAACUAUAAAGAAAGGAAUAAAGUUCUUCCGCAAAGAAUCUUAUAUUAUAGAGCAGGCCUUACGCCAAGUCAAUUCCGCGGAACUUUGAAUGCUGAAAUUAUAAGUUUAAAAGCGGCUUUUACUAAAACUUAUGAGAAAAACAUGCCAAAAUUGACAUUCAUAAUUGCUGAGAAAAGUAAUCAUACAAGGUUUUUGCCAGACAAUCCUCAAGAUGCAGAUAGAUUCGGAAAUUGUCAACCUGGAACCGUUGUGGACAAAGGGAUUGUAUUCGAGAAGGAAUUCGAUUUUUACCUUCAAUCUCACCCUGGAAUAAAUUCCAAGGCUCGACCUACGCAUUAUCACGUUCUUUAUGAUGAGAAUAACUUCAAUUCUGAUCUUAUUCAAUCAUUGACUUAUCACCUUUGUUAUUUGUCCGCAACAUGCACUCAUGCAAUUUCUUUCGUCCCACCAAUCGCUUAUGCUCGUAAUAUUGCAGAACGGGCUCGAAUGUAUGCAACAGCCGCAAAUACCGACUUAAUCAGUCAAUUCGAAGCUAUGGAUAUUGACGAUGAAAUAGAAACUAAAGAUAACGAGAAUCAAAGUUUCAUUGAAAUUGAAAAUGGAUCUAAUAAAGAACCAGAUUAUUUAUUUCCAUCUGUUUCUAGGUCAUUGUUGGAAUGGAGAAGAGAUGAAUUGCUUGGUAUUCGAACAUUACCUGCUAGUAAUUCAACUUUGGCGGAGAGAGCUAUCUGCCCAGGAGGGUUUAUUGAUUGUUUAAAUGGUGGUUGUUGUCCUAGAGGCUCAAAGUGUAUAGCUGACAACAAAUGCAGCAUUCGCUGCACUCCAGGUGCUCCACUUUGCAACGGCGGUUGCUGCCUGUUUGGUCAAGUUUGUGGUGGAAAAUUUUGUGUAGCAGGAACAAAACCCAAAGCACCAAAACCACCUCCACCAGCAGAAAAGAAAGCUCCCCCACCUCCACCAAAAGAAAAGAAAGCUCCCCCACCGCCACCAAAAGAAGAGAAAGCUCCCCCACCGCCACCAAAAGAAGUGAAAGCUCCCUCACCAUUACCAAAAGAACCGCAACCAAAAAAACAAGACUUACCAAGUGCACCACCGCCACCACCUCUUCCAUCGUUUUCACCAGCACCACCACCACCAUCAUCGCCACCAUCACCCCCAAAAUCACCUUCAUCAACUAAAGCACCCAUCAAAACACCCAAUAGCAGCGUUGCAGGAAGCCUCGCCAGCAGUGGGUCGACAUUUGGAUCAGCAUUUGGUUCAACAUUAGUCUACUCAACUGUUUUAGUUUACCUUAAUUUAAUAUAA